Molecule: messenger RNA, 1537 nt
Organism: Thamnophis sirtalis
Lineage: Eukaryota; Metazoa; Chordata; Lepidosauria; Squamata; Natricidae
Gene: NSUN6
Product: NOP2/Sun RNA methyltransferase 6
Biological process (GO): RNA methylation
Molecular function (GO): RNA binding; RNA methyltransferase activity
Source: RefSeq, a predicted model, not a curated record
GGAUGAGGCCGGAAGAAGGAAAGCAGAAGGUAGGAUCGAAGAACGAGGAGAUGUUUCCACGAGUAAAAAGGAAAAUAUAUUAGAGCUAUGUCUAUUUUCUGCAAAAUCUUACUGAAACCAGAGGUUGAGGAAUAUCUCAGGGCUACAUUUAAAAAUGAUGAGAUUACAACAUGCAUUGGUCAACUGAAAGCAGAAGAGAAAUAUGAGUCCUUGUUAAAUAACCUAGCGCACCCACCAGCUUUUACCAGUGUUCGGAUAAACACACAUUUGGGAUCUGUGGAAUAUGUAAGACAUCUGCUUUCCAAAGAGAUCCAAAAGCAAUAUGAAAAUCUUAGUGUUCCAGUUCUACAGCAUCCAGAACUUCCUGACAUGUUACUUAUUCCUGUUCUUGGACCCAGAAAGGAUCUGCAAAGAUUGCCAAAUGAAGUAAUUGUUGAUGCCCAGUGUGGAAGUGCAGUGCUUCGUGGAGCACAUGUUUAUGCUCCUGGGAUUAUAUCCGCUUCAAAGUUCAUGAAAGCUGGCAGUAUGGUUUCUGUGUACUCUGAUAUUGAAGGGAAAUGCAAAAGAGGAGCCAAAGAGUUUUCCGGGAAUAAAGUUUUCAUUGGAAAUGGGAUUUCAGAAUUGAGCCGCAAUGAAAUAUUUACUUCUAAUGGCCCAUUGAAAGGGCUGGGAAUAAAAAUGACUGAACCAAUUUACCGUAGUCCCUCAUUUGACAAUAUGUUAUCCAGUUAUAUAUUUUUACAGAAUUUGCCCUCAUCAAUUGUGAGUUAUGUUUUAAAUCCUCAGUCAGGACAGAGAGUCUUGGACAUGUGUGCUGCUCCGGGGGGCAAAACUACCCACCUUGCAACACUAAUGCAUGAUGAGGGGGAAGUGAUAGCGCUGGACAAGAUAGCGGACCGAGUGAAAAAGAUUGAACAAAAUGCUGCAUUACUAAAUUUGAAUUGUAUUAAAGCUUUUUGUUAUGAUGGUACCAAGGCGCUUACUGAUAGCAAAAUAGAGAAUGGACAAGAAGGACCUCCAUUCUUACCUGAGUCUUUCGACAGGAUACUUCUUGAUGCUCCAUGCAGUGGAAUGGGACAGAGGCCAAAUUUGGCUUAUUCAUGGUCUUUAAAAGAAAUAACUUCCUAUCAGCCUUUGCAACGCAAGCUUUUUAGAGUGGCAGUGCAAUUGCUAAAGCCAGGGGGCAUCCUAGUAUAUAGUACGUGCACAAUUACCCUUUCUGAGAACGAAGAGCAAGUGGCUUGGGCACUAGAAACUUUUCCUUGCCUCCAACUUAAGUCACAGGAGCCCCAUGUUGGCGGAGAAGGCAUGAUGGGAGCUGGACUGUCACCUGAGCAGCUGAAACUGCUACAGAGAUUUGAUCCAUCUGAAAUUAUUUUGCAAGGAAUUGACUGUUAUUCUUUGCAAAAUGUCAACUUUGAGGAUUUGAUACGCCUGGCAAACAAAGACUGUAUAGGAUUUUUUAUAGCAAAAUUUAUAAAAGUGCAGUGAAAAUUGCUUUAUACAUCAAUGUAAAUAAAUCUAUGCUUUCUUUUUA